UUACCACCACAAUCCACCCAAAAUCACACACAAUGGCACCUAAGCGCUCGCAGAACGGCCCUGGCGCCAUCAGUCAAAUGUACACCAGCCUUGCCUCGCCUGACAACCGCUCUGUCGUCACCGCUGUCGCCUUUUUCGCCGCCGGUGUCGCAUUCUUGCACAGCAGCUGGAGCGAGAUGCUCCUUCCUCCUCUUUAAACGUCCUUCGCACGUCACCACUCGAAUUAAACUCGACAUCUUGUUGGACCACGGGAAUACCAAAAGACUGGAAUAAGAGAUAGGAACAAGACAUGUACAAUUACACUCGCAACAUUCGCGGAAUUUUCAUGAAUAGGGAAAUGGCGUUUUUGCUUUCACACAAAGGUUGAUCUCUUUGUCGUCACAUACAUUACAAUCUACUGCUUCCACUCUGUGAUCUG
Molecule: messenger RNA, 418 nt
Organism: Aureobasidium subglaciale EXF-2481
Lineage: Eukaryota; Fungi; Ascomycota; Dothideomycetes; Dothideales; Saccotheciaceae
Exons: 3
Coding region: 33-197 (54 amino acids)
Biological process (GO): protein import into mitochondrial matrix
Cellular component (GO): mitochondrial outer membrane translocase complex
Source: RefSeq, a predicted model, not a curated record